This is a messenger RNA of Eupeodes corollae, 4529 nucleotides long. It is a transcript of the gene glu, whose product is annotated as structural maintenance of chromosomes protein 4. The record is from RefSeq and is a predicted model, not a curated record. NCBI's taxonomy places the organism in Eukaryota, Metazoa, Arthropoda, Insecta, Diptera, Syrphidae. The transcript has 8 exons. Gene Ontology annotation, molecular function: ATP binding; ATP hydrolysis activity; protein binding. Gene Ontology annotation, cellular component: chromosome. Gene Ontology annotation, biological process: mitotic chromosome condensation. Bases 215 to 4300 code for a protein of 1361 amino acids.
UCAAGCGUUAUUUUUUAUAACAAAUGCAAUUCCUCCAGUAAAAUUGUAUAUUUUGUUCUUUUAAAUAAUAUCUCAUAACCAUUUAAUUGUUGUGUUUUUCCAAAUCUUUCUGUAUGCCUUACUUAUAGAUUGUUAAAUAAACAAUAAGUAUCAACAAAUCCAACAUAAAUGCAAUAAUAAACAAAUAUAAUUACUUCACUACAACAUUAACACAAUGGCAACCAAGCGCAAAUCUUUAGGAAGACCUUCUGGAAGUGGACAGCAAAAGAUUAUACAAACUCCUAACAAUCAAGAUAAUCCCGAGAAUGAAGCGGAAGACAACGGCUUAGACGCAGCAAAUCUAUCCGACGACGAGGAAGGAGGAACACGCAUUGGUGAUAUCUACAUUCCCCCGCCUAUAAAACCCUACUGUUCCACUGAAAGCAAAGGACCACGUCUAAUAAUUAAAAAAAUAGAAAAUGUCAACUUCAAAAGCUAUGCCGGCAAAGUUGUCCUUGGACCAUUCCAUCACUGCUUCACGGCCAUUAUUGGACCCAACGGCAGUGGAAAGAGUAAUGUCAUAGAUUCUAUGUUAUUUGUAUUUGGUUAUCGUGCCCAAAAAAUUAGAUGCAAGAAACUUUCAGUGUUGCUCCACAAUUCAGCCCGCUAUCCAAAUAUGCAACGCUGUUCCGUCGCUGUGCAUUUUAUUCAGGUAGUUGACAAGGAAGAUGGCAGCUGCGAGGAGAUAGCCGAUACAGAUAUUAUCGUUGAGCGAACUGCGUUCCGUGAUAACACCUCAUACUACACAAUAAAUGGGCGUCGGGUGCAGUUCAAAGAAGUGGCGAAGCUUUUAAAACAGCACAAUAUUGAUCUUGACCAUAAUCGGUUUCUCAUUUUACAGGGAGAAGUUGAAUCCAUUGCAAUGAUGAAACCAAAAGGUCAAACCGAAAACGAAUGUGGUAUGUUGGAAUAUCUGGAGGAUAUUGUCGGAACAACACGUUACAAGGAACCUCUUGUUAAAAUCAAUAGCCGUGUUGAACAACUCACUGAAGAGCGUACAGAGAAGCACAAUCGAUGUAAGUUGGCAGAACGUGAGAUGAAAGAUCUAGAGCAACCAUAUAACGAGGCCGUAGAAUACCUUAAAUUAGAAAACCAACUUACUAGGACGACAAAUCUACAAAUUCAAAAGUAUUUAAGUGAAAAAAAUAAAAAACUCGAGGAAUACACGAAGGAGCAAGAAGGUAUAACAACAGAGUUAAAAGACCAUGAUGCUGAAGUGGAGUCUUUAAAAGCGGAAAGAUUAGCGAAGGAAAAAGCCGUGCAAGAAGAAUUAGCGCAAUUUGAGAAGCUGCAAAAAAACGCUGACCAGCUAAAGCAAAAGCAUGAAAAAGCAAUGAGUGAUGUUACCCAAGUUCAAACAACCAUGCAAGCCACAAACAAGCGACGCAAACAAAAUAAAACACAAUUAGACAAAUUUGAAAACGAAUUAAUUGACUUGCAGAAAAUACCAGAGAAAAAUAAAAAAGAAAUCGAGGAAUGUGAGAAAAAAUGUGAAAAACUAACUAAACAAAAAGGAGAUUUGGAAGAACAACUUCAACGAAACUAUGACGAGCUUGAGGAACAAACCAAACCACUUAUCGAGCAACGUGAAGUUCUAGAAACUGAGCUUAUAGAUUUAAAAAAAAAUGUUGACGAGGCUAAAGCCGAACUGGCUCUGUCCGAACAGGAACUUAAAAUUUUAAAACAUGACGAAAUUCAAGAGAAGCGAAAAUACGAAUCACUUAAGACCUCUUUUGAUGAUUCACAAGAAGGACUGCGUCAGAAGCAAGAGAGACUCAAUGAGUUACGUGAAACUAUUCCCGAGCUUGUAAAGCAAAUGUCCGAAAAGACUGCCGAAUUACAAAAAAAUCGCAAAGAAGAGGAGGCUCUGCAAGCUCGACUUAUGUCGCUUAAAGCCGAAAUAAAUGAGAAAGUUAGCAGCUUUCAGGCAGCACGUUCCAAUAACAAAGUGUUAGAUUUUCUUAUGAGGCAAAAGAAUGAGGGACACAUUCCGGGUAUAUUGGGAAGACUAGGUGAUUUGGGAGCUAUAGAUUCAAGGUAUGACGUAGCAAUAUCGACAGCAUGUGGCCGACUUGACAAUAUUAUUGUGGAUUGUGUGAACACAGCCCAACAAUGUAUUGAGUACCUUAAGCGUUACGAUGUAGGUAGAGCUUCAUUUAUUGCCUUAGAGAAAGUUUGUCAUCUACAGAAUCAAAUGCAAAGAAUCAACACACCGGAAAACGCACCACGGUUGUUUGAUCUGGUGCGAGUAGAAGAUGAGCGUGUAUUACCUGCUUUCUAUUUUGCCCUCCGCAAUACCCUUGUAGCAACAGACCUUGAACAAGGUUCCCGAAUAGCUUACGGAGCUCGUCGAUACCGUGUCGUCACUCUAAACGGCGAUUUAAUUGAAACCUCUGGAACAAUGUCAGGUGGUGGCCGUACACAAAUUCGUGGCAAAAUGGGAACAAAAGUUCAAACCAAAACCAACCCUUCAGAUACCAAUGCAUCUCUGAUAUCACAAAAAGCUCUCGAAGACAUGCAAGUUCAAGCCGAGGAAAUACAAUCAAAAAUCAAUUUUGGUCAAGAAGAACAAGGGCGCUUGGAACGUGAGCUAUACCAAUUGAAUUCAAAAAAACAAAGUUUGGAAGCCGAGGUCAACAAACUCAACAUCACAAUCAACAGCUUACUGGAGCAAUUGCCCAGAAUUAAAAGUCAGUUGGAGACACAGAAAAAUCGCAUGGAAAAAACAACAGCUGAUGCAGCUAAAGUAAGUGAAAUCGAAGCUCAGAUCGAGAUCAAACGGAAAUCCUUUGAGAAGUCCGAUAAAGCAGCCAAUAAGAUUACAACUAAAAUUGACGAAAUUAAGAAAAGAAUUGAGGAUAUCCAUGGUGAAAAAGUAAAAUCAGUUCAAAACAAAAUCAACAAUCUAAACAAGCAAAUUAAGACACUUACAAAUAAUGUAGCUAAGCUCAAUGUAGAAAUCACCACAUCCGACAGGAAUUGCAAAAAGACCGAAAACAAAAUCGAGAGUCUUAAAGGUGAGAUUAAAACUGCUGAAGAUGAAAUUCGUGCUCUGAGUGUGGAAAGAGAAAAGUUGAAUGCCCUCGUAGCAGAAUUGUUGGAACAAUUUGAAGCAGCAAAAGCUGAGAUGGAGAAUGCUAAUAGUGAAUCAUCGAGUGUGAGUAAGGAAAUCAUUGAAAUUCAAAAGAAAGAAAGUGCAUUGACUUUGAAGCGGGUAGAAAUAGAACAAAAUUUACAAACAAUUGAAAAGAAAAUCUCCGACGUUAAACGAGAGCUGCCCCAUUGGAGAAACAAACUAAAACCAUUGAAACUCCAUGAAAUACCGGGCGAAACCGAACCUGUAGAACCAUUGAAGACUUUCAAUGAAGAAGAACUUGCAACCCACAAACUGCAAGACAUUCAAUACAUGUACUCGGUGCAGGAGCAAAAGCUUGAAUCAAAAAAACCAAACCUAUCCUGCAUUCAAGAAUACAUAAACAAACGUGAGGUUUAUCUGGAGCGAGUUAAAGUUCUGGAAGACAUAACCACUAAACGUAAUGAGAUGCGGCAACUUUACGAUGAUGUGCGAAAGAAGCGAUACAAUGAGUUCAUGCAGGGUUUCCACAUAAUAACGCGAAAGUUGAAGGAAAUGUACCAAAUGAUCACGCAGGGCGGUGAUGCAGAGUUGGAAUUAGUGGACUCAAUGGAUCCGUUUACAGAAGGGGUAUCGUUCAGUGUGCGGCCACCAAAGAAAACCUGGAAAAAUAUUUCAAAUCUGUCCGGUGGUGAGAAGACGCUCUCAUCGCUUGCGCUUGUUUUCGCUUUGCAUUACUACAAACCAUCGCCUCUGUAUUUUAUGGACGAGAUAGAUGCGGCAUUAGAUUUUAAGAACAUAUCCAUUGUGGCCCAUUAUAUUAAGGAAAGAACAAAAAAUGCUCAAUUUAUUAUUAUAUCGCUUCGUUCCAACAUGUUUGAGCUAUCCGAUUUUAUAGUUGGUAUAUUUAAGGUACGCGAUUGUACAGAUGCUGUAACGAUUCGCAACAAAAUUUUAUCAACUGCCAUCAGGCUGACUCAGACUCAAAAUCAAACUCAGAAUGAAACAUCUCAUGAAGUUGGUUUUGUGCCGCCUUCAGAGAGCACUGCCUUAUCGCAGGCUAUUAUUGCAAACAAUGAGCACACGAUUGUGUCGCAAGUAUCAUCAAUAGAACUUAAUGCAACAAGCAGUAUUACUGAUUCAUUUUUCAAAAAACCCAAACCACCACCGCCACCAACAUCUGCUUGAAGGCUCCAAUAUUAGUUUAAAAGAAAAGGAUUUAUUUUUUGUUUUAAUAUUUUUUUUUACUGUACAAAACGUAUUUUGUUUUAAGUUUCCCCCUUUUUCUUCUCUAAACUGUUCAUUUAGAUAUAAAUAACCAAAGCAUUAUUUUUGUUCUUUUGUAUACCGUUGGUAAACGUGUUAACUUUAUUUCUUGUUUGUAUUUCGGACAAAAUUAAAACAAAAUAUUAAACUA